Hibiscus syriacus is the source of this 664-nucleotide messenger RNA. RefSeq lists its product as uncharacterized. The transcript has 2 exons. The coding region runs from base 254 to 664 and encodes 136 amino acids. Lineage: Eukaryota; Viridiplantae; Streptophyta; Magnoliopsida; Malvales; Malvaceae. The record is from RefSeq and is a predicted model, not a curated record.
AGCAGUGUUUCGAGAACACCUCAUUUUCUAUUCAGAAAAACAAAGUGGAAGAUAUUUAGAUCUCAUUAUUAUUUAAUCUAUAUAUUUUUUGGGUGUCUUAAGCUCUGUAAAAUUUGCGUUUUGCUUGGAAAUAUUUUUGGUUUGUACUUUUGGAGGAGAAAUGUGGAGCGAAGUGCUGUAUUUCUGGUUUCUAAAACCGAUUGGAGAGAUUUGAUGGAAUUAUAAGAGUUGAUGCUUUACUUUUGGACAUUUGAUGGAGCUUAUAAUCCGGUUUGGUUCAAGCAACUUAACCAGACUUGAUUUUAAGCUUCGAUUUGUUGCUGUUUUAUUGGAGAUUUUAUUGUUAUUGUUAUGGUCUGAAGCUGCUACCGCUAACCUCCGGGAGCGUGAUGAUCUGCAAUGGGAAGGCCAAGAAAGAGGAAGAAGUGAAAACAUUGUUUUGCAUUCAUGUAUUCAUGACCAGAUGGUUGAACAGAGAAGGCGAACGGGUCAUAAGGUUUAUUCGGUUACUCCUCAAGUUUAUAAGCACUCAGGCAUCUCAAAUCAUGUGCAUCACAAAGGAAGGUCAUUGCUUGGGAUUCCCGAGUUGCUUGGUCAUCCAAAGGAUGCUAAACAACCUCUAAGAAUAUUUUUAAAUUACGAUGCUGUGCCACUCACAGGAUAG